GGACUGCAGGGUAAAACUGCGUAGCUAGUUGUAGUUUUUUAGAUAAUAAAAGAAUUCUAGUCUUUUACACCGUGUGAUACAUACAUACAGUCGCUAGUUGUAGUAAAAGACAAGAUUCCUUCCGAUCGGAUCAACGCAAAUGGCGAAUUGGGAAGAUAUAAAAUAAAAACGGUCGACUAGAAUUCCUCGGAGUUUUCACCGAGGACUUGGCAAUAAUUAGCUGCUUUACCGAGGGGGGUGGGUGCUUCGAUUCGAAGCACCCAGGUGGCAACGCAAUGACGCGUCCGGGCCAAUGGCGCGCCUCCACGUCACCGCAUCUUUUUUGACAAACUCCUUGUGCUGGCCGCUUUGACUUUUACACAACUUGGUUGUGAAUCGAUCAAACGCUCUGAUUUUUCUCCCUCCUUUUUUUACUGGUAUUUAAAAAUGUUUACUGCUAUUUAAAAUUCCCAUCUGAGCAGCGCAUGUACUGUACUCCAUCUGGUGGCCUACGCUUGCUUCCGAAUAAAGAAAAAUCGACCCGCCCCGCGGGCCGUCACAUGCGCUGCUCAGAUGGUGUGCGGGCCCCGCACCGGCCCGGAUCAUCAUGCGCCGCGCACACAUGGGAAUGGAGCCCGCCUGGCGUCACUUUGAAAAGAAAAGAAAAAUUAUCUCCUUUCUUUCUCUCCCUCCCUCCCACCAUUGUUUGCUUACAGCUCGUAGCCAAGAUCACAUUUUGAUUACCGCUCUAGGGGUAGAUUAGCAAAGCUAUCCCAUCAUCCAUCCAUUCUCCAACGCGUCUUUUUCAAAAGGGCAGGGAUUUGUGCAACGUCUCUGCCAAAAAUUCAAAUUCGUCCGCCCAUUUUUGUAGGCGUAUCUUUGGAAUCAAUAAAUAGUUGGCAGGCGAUCGAUUGUUGAGACAGAUGGCGAGCGGCGGAUUCGUGGAGGAGAUGAUGAGGGAGCAGAGCCUCCUGGAGGCGACGUGCGGCGACCUCUUCGACCACAUCGACGACCUGCUCCACUUCCCCAAGGAGGACUCCGCCGCCGACGUGCUCCUCCUCGACGCGCCCGCGCCCGGCAGCCCGCUCUCGGCGCGCAUCAUCGACGUGGGCAUGUGCCGCGGCAAUGCGUCGCCGCGGGGCCCGUCCCCGCCCGCGAUGGAGCCGCUGAUGGCGCUGCCCCCUCCCGCGACGGACGACGUCUUCUUCGACGCCGCCGCGGGGGCGCAGGUGUUCGACGCCAAGGACGGCGGCCACAUUGGCUCGUGCGAUGAACUGGACAUGGACAUGGCGCAGCUGGAGUGGCUGUCGGGCCUCUUCGACGACGCCUCCAUCCCGAACGAGCCGGCCUUCCCGGGGGCCAACUGUGCCGCGCCCAUCAAGAGCUCCGCGCUGGCGGCCAACGCCGGCGUCGCCAUGCUGCCGGACAAGCUGGAGGACGCGCUCUUCCGGAGCUCCAGCCCCAUCUCGGUGCUCGAGCACAACAGCUUCAACGCUAAUAACAAUGUGGGCUCCGCGUCCUCGUCCUCGUCCUCGGCGUCAUCCUCCUCGGAGUCCUCCUCCGGGAGCGGCGGCCACGCGUGGUCGGUGCCCGUGUCACCGCGACCGGAACCGCCGGUGCUCCUCAUACCGGCGCGCGCGCGGAGCAAGCGCUCCCGCCCGUCCGCGUUCACCGGGGGGCGCGCCGUGGAAACCCCCACCAUCCUUGUGCCGACACCCAUGUACUCCUCCACCUCCUCCCACUCGGAUCCCGAAAGCAUUGCCGAAUCCAACUCUCAAACCGCGCCGCCCAUGAAAAAAAAGAAGGCCAGGAAGCUGGCACCCCCUGCCCCGGCCGCCUCCGACGCCGACGCUGACAACGACGGCGACGCCGACUAUGAGGAAGGCGGCGGUAGCGCCCUGCCGCAGGGCGCCGUGAGGAGGUGCACACAUUGCCAGAUCGAGAAGACGCCGCAGUGGCGCGCGGGGCCUCUGGGGCCCAAGACGCUCUGCAACGCCUGCGGCGUGCGCUACAAGUCCGGGCGCCUGUUCCCAGAGUACCGCCCCGCGGCCAGCCCCACCUUCGUGCCGUCCAUCCACUCCAAUUCCCACAAGAAGGUGGUGGAGAUGCGCCAGAAGGCUGUCCGGACCGGCGACCCGUCCUGCGACCUCCUGCAGUUCAUCCGCCGCCGGGAUUGACGUCCCGGCGUCGUCAGACGCUCGGUCGGUCUCGUCCCCCUUAGCUAUAUAUGUAUACAUGUUAGUAUGCCAUGGUUGCUUCAGUCGUCAGUCGUCGUCGUCUUCAUCGUCAUCAUCAUCACCAUGGACAUGGGACAGUACUCAGCAUUCCAUCAAUCAUCGCCUGCAUUGGUUUCUGUCAGCAUCGAUCCAUCGCCGGUGAUCCUGGCGUUAGUUCAUUAGGGCUUUUCUCCGGGGGUUUGUUUUAUCUUUCUUUUUUGUCUAUUGAUUAAUUGGUUCCCCUGAAUAUUUUUUUGUUUGUAUAGAGAGAGAGGAGGGUGAGGAGGGCAGGAGAAAUAGAGGAAUCAGAGGUGGUUGUUGCAUUGCAGUUGCAGUUGCUUGCAAGUUAGGUAGGUGAGAAGGAGAGCUAAACCAGCAGCAGAGAGAGACAGAUUUAGUAGUGAGGAAACUUUGCAGCUAGUCAGUCAGUCAAUUAGUAAAAAGGGGGUGUUUGAAGCAAGUGAAGGGGGAUUUGUUGGUUUGCUGAUUAGAAGAAGAUUCUGUCAGGUAGUAGCUAUCAGUCAGGAAUUGAAAGAUAAAGAGGGGGACAUCCAUCCAUCCAUCAGAGUCAGUCUGUAUUGGAGCUUUUGGUGUACUGAACUCUGAAAUUCUUUUUGCAGUUCAUCUAUGUUUAGGGAUUGAUAAGUGUUGUUUGGUUUCUAUACUAGUAGUACUACCUACCUUUAGUCAUAUAAUUAUAUUCCCUUUUGUUUCUCUCC
Molecule: messenger RNA, 2914 nt
Organism: Phragmites australis (common reed)
Lineage: Eukaryota; Viridiplantae; Streptophyta; Magnoliopsida; Poales; Poaceae
Product: GATA transcription factor 8-like
Exons: 3
Coding region: 903-2156 (417 amino acids)
Biological process (GO): regulation of DNA-templated transcription
Molecular function (GO): sequence-specific DNA binding; zinc ion binding
Source: RefSeq, a predicted model, not a curated record